Molecule: messenger RNA, 1657 nt
Organism: Thamnophis sirtalis
Lineage: Eukaryota; Metazoa; Chordata; Lepidosauria; Squamata; Natricidae
Source: RefSeq, a predicted model, not a curated record
UAUUAAAAGCGCCCCAAAACACACGGAUGGAAAAGAGGCGAAGGAGGUUAAAACUGAAUUCCCAGGCGGGGACGAAGAAGCGGGAGGAGGAGGAGGGGGGCACCUUUCGGGGGCCCUUCCCUUCCUCCCUGCUCACGGGGGCCCCUCUCUCCCCUCUUCUCUUGCAGCGAGGCGGCCGCUCACGCUGUGGCCACCCUGGCGGAAGCCACCCUCCAGGGCGGAGGGCAGAUCGUCUUGUCCGGCGAAACGGCAGCGGCCGUGGGCGCGCUCACCGGGGUACCAGACGCAAACGGGACUUCGGUUGUCAGAAGGCCACAAAGCAGGAACACACGACCUUGGGACCCAGCAACGGUCAUAAGCCUGGUCCAGAUCCCUGUGAGCAUGUACCAGACGGUGGUCACCAGCCUCGCCCAGGGGAACGGCCCCGUUCAGGUGGCUAUGGCGCCUGUGACUGCCAGGAUCACCGACAGCACCGUCACCAUGGACGGCCAGGCGGUGGAAGUGGUCACGCUGGAACAGUGAUGGCCGACCGGGGCUGGAUUGUGACGCCGCAGCUUCUUCCUCUCUUCUCCGAUUUUUCUACACCUCUCCGGAAAUGCAAUCAGGAAGCGUUGGGAGUCUCACAACUUUGGACUACACAACCCAGAGCGGAAAAAGGGGCGCGUGCGCGCUGGGUCAUCAAGCGAACCCACCUGCUUCCCACGGGAGCGAGGAGGCUCGUCAGGACAGGUUACGCCCCGGCUUUCUUUGCAUGGAUCGCCCGUUCUGAAGAAGGGCGAGGAUCGGAAAGCUUUCCUGCCCUCUGUUUGUGAAGUCGGGUCCAGGGCCCCUCUCCUCUCUGGUGGACCCUCACCGUCCCACCAUUCCCACUGAGCUCACCCCUGCCGUCCUCACCUUGAGAAUUUAGGGCUAUUUUUCUUGCACGGACGAGAAUUUCCCGCGAGAACGAGAAACCUCGACGGGCGAGAAUGUCGCACGAAAACGAGAAAAGUCGAUGGGCAAGAAUUUCCCGCGAGGACGGGGAAAAGACCCUUUUUCUUCCUCAAAAAGGCGGCCGAGAAAACCGCAUCUCCCGGAGGAGACGGUGAUCCUGUGAUCUGACGAUUCUGGAUCUGUGUCCAGGAAUCUUUGGUAGCCAGGUGGGAUCGGCGCUCCCUCCUUCCCAUCGGAAAGUCCACAUUAGACGGCUCAUCCGAGAAUCUUUCACUGACCUGAUUUUGGCUUUCUUCCUUCCUCGCCCGUUGCGAAAGGUGGAAAGAAAGAGGCAGGGGGCAUGCUGCCAAGAGGGUAUCCCCUUCCUCUUGAUGCCCCCCCCCCCGUUUGUGAUCCAAGAACCCUCAAAACAAUCUUUCCCGUGGUGGUUUCAAAGGCCGCCGCAGCCGUUCUGAUUUUGGAUCCCUUUCCCGUCAACAGGCACCCCGUCGUAUAGAUGGCGCCUAGCCGGAAACCUUCCUAAAAAUCCCCUUUCUCAGUGAAGACCCCUGUGGGGCAGUCCUGGGCCUUCACCCCAUGACCCAUCAUCCUUGCCAGUAGCUCUUGGCCUCUGGCAUCCAAGUUCAUUCAUGCAGAGGAAUGAUGUCUCUCUGUUCCCCUUAAUUCAUUCUUCCCUCCCUCCCUCCCUUCUUUUUUCCCUUUCCUUCUAUUCCCUCUCUUUCUC